GAAAAAUAUUGAUGAUUCAUUGUUUCAACCAUCUCUUGAAACAAAAGUUUGUGAAACAGAAAUUCAGGAAUCCUCACCAGACAAAUACCUUGAAUAUCUUAUAUCAGAAUUAGCAAGAACAAAAGAACAAUUAAAAAAUUUAGAGAACAAACAACUUUGA
Entrophospora sp. SA101 is the source of this 160-nucleotide messenger RNA. The record is from the annotation of a GenBank genome assembly. Lineage: Eukaryota; Fungi; Glomeromycota; Glomeromycetes; Entrophosporales; Entrophosporaceae.